This is a messenger RNA of Caenorhabditis auriculariae, 5875 nucleotides long. The record is from the annotation of a GenBank genome assembly. NCBI's taxonomy places the organism in Eukaryota, Metazoa, Nematoda, Chromadorea, Rhabditida, Rhabditidae.
AUGGCUCCUCCAGCACCGUUACCUCCGGCACCUGGUCCAGCGCCAGUGCCAUUAGGUGUGGUUAACUAUAUUUUAUCUCAUUUUUUUCAAGUUUUAGAGCAGUCUAAGAACGACGUCAUCGAAGCAACAGCCGCUAGACUUGCGCAAAUGGGUGUGAGUGCUUUUUUUUUCUCAGUUCCAAGUAAUCUACGCGUCUUUUGCCAAAAACCGCUCAUUCACGUAUAUGAAUGUCUGGAAAAAUUUUAGUGGUCCUUUCAGGACGAGUAACGUCAGCUGUUAGACCGGACUUUGAACUGAGCGUUCCGUUUAGUGACCACUUAUGUUCAAAAAUCACGAUAAAGAGUAGACCAGAAUAAAGUAGGCUCUCCUUGUAGGAUUAUUAGGAGAAACCUUUUAUUGUUGUGUCUUGUUGUUUUAUUUACUAAAAAAAGCUCGAGCCAAAAAAAAAUUGUAUUAUAGAUCAGCAAAGGAGUUCCAAUUAUGACAAAAAAUGCUGCUCCUGGAACACGUGGAAAGCCAGUCAAGCUGAUGACAAACGUGCACGGACUGGAACUUCAGAAAGAUACAAUUUUCUACGCGUAUUCAGUCAAUACCUAUUGCAACAUAACACCAACAAAAACAGCAGUUUUCACCAAAAAAGGAAAAGACGAGUUUUUAAAAUAUAUAAUUCCUCGAUAAGUGUUCUUUUCAAGUUAUAUCGUUUUGAAUCGUCACGAAAAGUGCGUCGUAAUUUACAACGCAGUGUUGGCGCAGUUUGAUGAUUUCUUCCGUUCGAAAGAGGAAAACGUACUGUACUACGAUGGUCAAAGUCUUCUUUUCUCAUUGAUCGAUUUGUUCCCAGGGAUAAAUGGAAAAAAGGUCCGAUUAAGCUUCAAUAUCCGCAUUGAUUAUUUUUAUAGUCACGAGUUUUCGAAAUUGCUGGUAAAGCAACGGCUCACGAUGAUUUGAACGGAAUCGAAGUUAUUUUCAUGGAAGUCUAUGUUGCGGAAAGAAGUGGCCGACAAGAUGGCAAGGUUCAAAUAGUCUCAUUCUUAGAUGUCAUUGAAUGCCUGUACUUGAAACGGCAAAUUUAUUUUCAUUUAAUUGAAGCCUCUUUUUUUUCAAAUAAUUAUUUCACAUCAGUAAUUCUCAAAGCGAGGGCAGGCGCUCUACAGUCUGUUCGGAUUUUGAGUGUCAAGUUAUCGCUCAAACUCCGCCCCUUAUGCGUAUAUCAAACCAAUCAGAGGGCGAGUCAACCACGGAAGGUUUUUCGAGCGGAAAUUGCUGCUCGAAAUCUGAACAGACUACAGCAGCCUGUUUUUUUUUAGUGGCGUGUUAGUCGGAAAAAGGCAACUUAUGUGCCGUGUUCAAAGUAAUUUCGGCGAUUUCAAAGUUGAUAUAUAACAAUAUACGAAUUUUUACGGAAAGUUUUACGCGCAAGCUUGAAAUUUUCUUUUACAAUGCCCUAAUAGUUUCAAAAUUUCGCUCGUAAAGUUCACCAUUAGAAUUAAUCUAUUGCGAUAUAUCGUGGAACUUUUAAAGGCUGCCGUAAUUUCUCGAAAUCAUUUUAAACGACGAAGACGUUAAUUUUAAAAUCGCCGAACUCACUGAACACGGCAUUGGAGACAGACCAUAGUUUAUGACAUAAUUAGAUAUUUUUGCUGUUACUUUUUACCAGAAAAAGUUUGUUUCCGGUCACCUGUAAUCAACCUUCCAUGCAUAUUGCAUCAAUAAGUUACUUUUAGGUGAUUUUAUCUCGAGAGAACUUGUGCCAAAGAACAGCAGAUCCAAAUCUCGAAGUGAACGACCGAUCGCUCACGCAAUUUUUGGAAAUCGCUCUCAAUCAAAACUGUAUUCUCGACACGUACAUUCUUUUUUUUUUCAAAUGUCAGAAUUUACGUUGAGUGAACACCACGCCGUUUUCGAACAUGGAAAAUCUUAUCUUCGGAAGCCGUGGGAACAUAGCUUCACUGCUCGGGAUUGUCCAGAAGUUGGCGAUGGUAAAAGGUAUUUUAUUACCAAUAGUGUAGAUUUUAAUCUUUCAGUUCAUUUUGAAGUCACUUAUCAUUUGGUUUGCGGGAUAUUUUUAGUUUAACUGAUACAUUAUAUACUCAUUUUAUCUAGAUGCGCACAAAAACUGCAAUAAAUAAGCUUCUGAGGCCGUAUGCAAAAAAGUGAAAGAUGAUUUUCCGCCAUUUUCCUGUAAGUCGAAAAUGACAAAAAUUAGUCUUUUUUAAACUAAAAUUUUCUUCCUCUCUAUCCGAAUUUUCUCAUGAAGCUUUAUUACAUUAGAUACAGUCGAAAUCAAUUAUACCCUAGCGAGUUUCAGGCAUUUUUGAUUUUCAGCAAAAUGGUGAAAAAUCAUUUUCCACUUUAUUGCAUAUGGCCUCUGAUUCGCUGGUUCUCAAAGGAAAACGGCAGACCAGCGCGCAUGUUGAAAAACAAGCGGAAGGUCAGCGCGCAUACAUCUGUUUAGAGAUAAUGGUAAAAUUGGAGUGACCAGACUUUUACUCUCCUCGCUCUCCACACUUUCUAGGACCUGCACGCUGAGAUGCCAAAUUUAACAGAGAACGGCAGACUACCGUUUGUUUUUUGACAUGCGCGCUGGUCAUUUUACUCUGCGGUUAGGAAUUUCAAGAGAAUUGGCUGGAAGGUUUUUUGAUAUGAAGGUGCUGAAAGUGUCAGCAUGCACAAUGUCUUAAUUUCCGAGAUUGAAGGGCACAAAGCUCAUGGAGUUGCGCAGGCUGCGAGUUCCAGAAUUUUUAUCAGGUACAUCAAGGGGUGUUUCGGCCAAUUUUCAGAAAGUUCCUAACCUCAAAGUAAAAUGACCUUCCUUGAUAGAUGUUGUUGUCGAUUCUGUUCCUUUGCUGGCUAUGACCCCCUAACAAGGAAAAAGCUGGGAUGACUUUAAAAGAUAAGCAGGCGAAGAAAAUAAUUUCAAAAUAAUUUAUAAUAUCCUGUCUAACGACGAAUAACUCGAAAAAAAAGUUCGAGUUAAGACUUUAAUGAAGGGUUGUUAAUCAUUUAUUAUUAAACGUUGAGAUAGUUUUUACUGGUUUAAAAAUUUCGACGUUUCAAUUAUUAAGAAGUAUUUUCAGGCUUAUGGUCGGAGUGAAGAAAUCGGUGGGUUUCAUUGAAGGUCCUGCCGGUCGUCAUAACAACAAUCCAGCUUUAUUUGUGGAUGGUUCGAGAGUCUAAUUGUCACUAUUCACAAUUUAAUUUAAGCAAAAAAGGCUGCUUUCCAUGAAUCCAUUAACUGCAUGGAGAAAGUACAGAACAUUUUGAAUCGAAAACAAACCGAAAAGUUUGAUAAUACCGACAUUGAAACUUGCACAGCAGUUAUGAAAGGUUCUUAUACAAUAAAAUGUUUAAUAAGAAAUUUACUUGUAGGGAUAACAGUCUCCAGCCACUACACUGGAAGAAAACGCGAUCAUGUCGUUCAAACUUUGACCAAUAAAACGAGUAGGACGGCAUGGUUGACUUUUUUUCCAUCUUUUGUUUUAAUAGUUUUUUGAAGUUUUGAUGUCGAUGGCGAGAAAAUCUUUUUGAUCGACUACUUCAAGUCGAAAUACAAUAUCAAUCUGAGGUAAUUUUCUCUUCGGCAUUUUUUUCUAGUUUUUAGGUGUCCCGAUGCUCCCUUGCUGGUUUGCAAAGAGCGUGGAGCUCUGAAUUACUAUCCGUUAGAGUUGUGUGAAGUGCAACCGAUGCAGCGAGUUACUAUUCCUCAGACGACGCCAUUUCAAUCGCAAAAAACCACGAAGGUUCGUUGUGAAAACUUUCUCCACUUUUUUGAAUUAUUCGCAGGAAUGUGCAAUUCCACCGCUUGUGCGCCAAGAAAAUAUUGAAAAAGGACUGAUUGCCACAAAGAUCACAGAUCCAGAAAACCGAUUCAUGCAAGCUAUUGGAUUGAAAGUGUAUCCUCCUCUUGCGGUUUUCCUUUUUGCUUUUGAGUCCGAAUGUAGAUGUUUAUUAAAGGUGAACGGUCGUCAGUUGCCUGGCGCAACUCUCGGUUACGCCAACAACAAAUUUGCCGCGGAAGCUGGCAAAUGGAGAACGCGAGAUGUCAAGUACGUGGACGGGGCUAACUGUAACUGCUGGGCUAUGUACGCGAUUCUCGACUCAAGCCGUCGCAAUCAAAAUUUUGAUCAAAACAAAUUGAGGUCAAAAAUCAUGUUUUUUUUAAAAAGAUUAUUCAGUUUAGUAAGUUUGCACAAAUGUUCUAUAAGGAUGCGAGGGCUCGCGGGAUCAAUCUUGAAACUCCUGCGGAAGUCAAGGUUAUCAUUAUCUUCAAAAAACUGAAAAUUUGAAAAUAUUCAACUUUAGAUGAUUGCUCAAAGCGAUGCGAAAAGUGUUAUGGAGUAUGGUGUUAAAAAUGGUUGCCAGUUUUUCUUUUUUGUGACUGCUGACUCGAUCACCAACUUCCACGGUCUUUCACCCAGAUUUUUUUUAAAAUUUUGUGUAGGUCAAAUGAAACUUUUCGAACGUCAACUGGAAGUCGUCACACAGGAUAUGAAGCUUUCUGUGGCACUUAAGGUAUGUCCGGCAUUCAUUUUUAUUAUUUUAUUUAUAUUUUUUCAAUCUUUGAUAGGUUGUCGAUGAAGGAAAAAGACUAACUCUUGAAAAUGUGUUGAACAAGACCAACAUCAAACUUGGCGGAACGAAUUACAUUGUGUCAAGUGAUUCGUAAGUUUUGAAAAAUCAGCCUUUUUUCAACACCUCUUGAAGUUUUCCUAUUACAGAAUCAAUCCGGAGCAUCUUAUUCUCGGAAUCGGCCUGUCGCAUCCACCACCUGCCGCUGCAUUUGAAGAAGACACCGGGAAAAUUGUACCGACCGUUGUUGGAGUAAGUGAUCACUACUCUAGAAAAAAGAUUAAAGGGGUGAUUGAAAAAUAAUUUUUUAAAAUGUUGACCAAUUAUUUUUUUUUAAGAAAGAAUGAAGAAAAGUCUAAAUUUUUAUUCAGUACGCUUCUAACUGCUACAACGCCAAUUCGUAUAUUGGAGAUCAUAUCUUCUUUUCAGCCAAACGCCAAGAGGUAAGAAAUUAUUCACUUCAGUGUUAGUUUUUUAUUUUGAAGACACUCGCCGCCAUGGAAGAAAUUGUUACAACAAUAAUGGGUGCUUACAUGCAACGGGCUCAGAAACCCCCGAAGGCAUUGAUCAUUUACCGGAGUGGAGUUUCGGAAGGCUCGUAUGCUUUGGUUAGUUUUAUCUCAUGAAAAGAACUAAAAAAAAUGUAUUUUAUAAUAGAUCCUUCAAAACGAAAUCCCAUUGAUCAAAGGAACUCUCGAAAAAGUCAAUGCGCCUGCCACGAAAUUGAUUUUUAUUGUGGUUUCGAAAGAACAUUCAGUUCGUAUUUUCAAUCAGAGGGUAAUAUCACAAAAUGAAGCAGAAUGUAUCAUAAUCUUAGAUUGAUCCGAGAGCCAGGGCAACCGAUCAGAAUAUUCCCAGCGGAAUUGUUGUUGACACGGAACUCGUACACCCAUCGUACAAAGAGUUUUAUUUGAACUCUCACACAACCCUGCAGGUGCUCUAUGAACUGUUUUCCAGUGAUUAAUUUUAUAAUUGAAGGGUAGCGCAUUGACCCCAAGAUAUACGAUUCUCUUUGACGACCACAAUUCUCCGAUGGACAAAAUCGAAGAUUUGACGUACGCACUGACUCACCACCAUCAGAUUGUCAACCUCGCAACUUCUGUUCCAACUCCGCUCUACGCCGCCAACGAAAAUGCGAAGCGCGGUCGUGAUAUCUUGACGGCCAGAGGGUUUUCAAUAAUUUAAUUUUCAACUUUAUUUAUUCUUCAGAAUCGAUCCAAAUGAGAAUAAUCUCAAUUUGAAUCAAUUGACGGAAGAACUCGCUUUCAAAAACACAAAGAUCGGCAAAGUUCGGCGAAACGCAUAA